Molecule: messenger RNA, 4396 nt
Organism: Ceutorhynchus assimilis (cabbage seed weevil)
Lineage: Eukaryota; Metazoa; Arthropoda; Insecta; Coleoptera; Curculionidae
Source: the annotation of a GenBank genome assembly
GCCAUUUUGACGUUCUAAGCAGGGCUGGGGAGUUUUUCGAAUUCUUUUAAUAUUUUUGUUUGUUUUGUUGUUAAAAUUUAUUAAAACCCUUUUUAAAUUAUGUGUCCAGUGUUUGUGUGUGUAAAAAUCAACUGAUAUUCUGCAAUCUACUCCAAAAACCAAUUUUGUAAGCAACUAGAACAGACCAGGCACAGGAUUUUUUUCCUACAAGUAUUUAAUCAAGACACUUUUUAUUUAAUUAGUAAUUACAUAAGGAAACCUAAUCAAGUUGAAAUUAAAAGUAAAACAAGAAGCAAUAAACAAACAAAAUACAAAAAUACAUAUGUAAACAUUAAAUUGAAAACAAGUCCUCCAAAAAGUAACUUCAAGAAACCAUAAAUUCUAAAUUGGAAAGGCAAUAAAACGAAAACAUAAGCCAUGGAAGCAAUGCAAUACGAAUUAGCCCGUAACAAGACCCUAUUAUUUUUCUUCGAACGUCUUCUGGAUAAAGGUGAGCCCCGUACAUUGCACGAUUUGAGCUGCCAAUUCGGCUCUAAAGGAUUUACCAAAGAAAUGAGGCAAAUCGCUGGAGGCUCUCAAAGUGGGCUCAAAAAGUUUCUCAUUCAGUAUCCCUCGUUGUUUUGUAUGGAAGGCGAUUAUGUGACUAUUAAUACUUUCCAGCAUUGUAGCAGCAAAUAUGCAGCAGGCGGUAAAGAUUACAAUACUCAAGCAGUUGAAUAUUUUUCGGAAAAAUUGCUUCAGUAUGAAGAAGGCACCGAAGUACCUAUCAGAAGUCUUUUGGGACACAGGUCUCAAGCCUCUCCAGAAGUUCGCCACGUCUCAGGACAACACUUUCACGAGUUCAGGGAGUUUCUAGGCAAACAUCCUGAAACUUUUAUUGUUGACGAUGAAAAGGAAACUGUUGUUUUGACCAACUAUCAACAGGUUCGUGCACAAUUUCCCAACAUGGAACUACAUUUUCAUCCAGAAGUGCAAAUUGAUCCUCAAGAAACACAAACAUUGUUGGAUUUUUUAGCUCAGUGCAUUGAAGUUAAGGGUCCAAUUUUAGUUGAACAGCUCUUCCAAAUAGUCAGUUGUAAUCUUCCAGAGCGUUUGUGGUCAAACCUCUUCAAUACUCCAACCCAGCUCUCUAGUUGCCUAAGGCUGUUUUCUGAUAGUUUUCAUAUCCAAGCCAAUCUAGUUACCCUUAUACAAACUCCAAAAAUUAAUCAAAAACAUAUCAUCGCCCAGGUGGAUUUGAUUAAAGAGAACAAAGCAAGAGAACGUGAAUUGUUAAAUAAUGAAGAAAUGAAAAAUGCUAAAAAUCUGUCUAAUAAUAAUUUACCAGAAAAGGUGCAAGUUGAAACUAAAAUCCCUGCUGCUACACAUAUUGAAAAAGUUGAAAAAAGUCCGUCUCCGGUCCAAAAUACACCGCCUAGUCCUCGAUCAAUAAGCGACAGAUUAAAACAACCAAAAUUGCAACAAAAACAAGCCGAAGCUCAGCAAAAAUCUCUUAGUCCAGAACCACCUGUGACAAUUCAAAACGAAGACAAAAAAUCUGUCAAUUUUAGAAUAGGCAAACAGCAGCAACAAGAACCUGAAGUGGCGAUAAAAGAUGAAGCGCAGGGUCCAAAUACAGUACCAUUGGGAAAACCUGUCAAUUAUAAUCAGAGCUUGAAACAAAGGAUUAAUAAUUUGGUUUUGAAGACGUUGCAGGAGAAUACAGGAAGGGAUCGUCAAACAAUGUUAAACCAACAACUGUACAGUGACAGUUGGAAAACCAACCUAUUUCAAAACACUAGAGUAAUUUGCAGCACCAGAGAGUGUCAAAUGGUCAUUGACGAGAUUAUGAAUAAAAAAUUUAACAAGCCUCGAAAUUCUUCCCAAAACUCUAACAACUGGCCUUUCACAGAAGACAAAGUGAUCAUUGGAUUCGACUGUGAAGGCAUAAAUCUUGGUGUAAAAGGCCAGUUGACACUCCUACAAAUAGCCACCAUGUCGGGUUUUGCUUACGUGUUCGAUUUAAUAACUUGUCCGCAAAUGAUCGAGUCUGGCCUAAGACAAAUCUUGGAAAGCCCUGAAGUUAUAAAAAUUGUUCACGAUUGCCGUAACGAUUCAGUGAAUCUCCACCGACAAUUUUCCAUAGUGUUGAAUUGUGUUUUUGAUACCCAAGCUGCGCAUGCUGUGCUUACCUUUCAAAAUACUGGCAGACCAGUUUACAAGGCUAAAAGUGUAGCUUUAAAUGCUUUAUGUGAAGCUUAUGGUGGCCCUGUUAAUCCCAUGAAGGAUCAAUUGAAAAAUAUUUACCGGAGAGACCAGAAAUAUUGGUCAAGAAGACCUUUGACUAGAGAAAUGAUUUUAUACGCUUCAGCUGAUGUUUUGAGUUUAGUUAGUGAUAAAAUAUAUUUUCCAAUGGUAAAUGCAAUUAAAGAAGAAAAUAGGAUUUUAUUGAUGGAGCUAUGUGAGGAGCAAGUGUACUUGAAUAUUAACCAGGACGAUGUAAAAUUGAAGAAAAGGCAAAGGAAAACGGAAACUGAAGUUAAGGAACUCAGGGCUAAGCUGGCUCAAGCUGCUAAGAGUGUUGUGCUUAGCAACAGAGAGGUCAGGUUGCUCAGGUAUAUUGAGUUGACUGAUGAGGAAAAGGAUAAACUAAAGUCUUCAGCAAAAGUGGCCAAAAAACUCGAAAAACUCGAAAGUCUAGGACAGGAAAAAGAUAAUGACAGUUCAGAUGAUGAAGGUGAGAAUGAUGAUGGUUAUCCUAGUUUUGAUAGUGAUAUGACCUCGCCUAGAAAUUCUGAGCCUACUAGUUUAACUGAAUCUAUGCAAAUGGUAGAUUCUAUUUUAAACGACAAUAAAAUCAAUAGACUGGAUAAAAUUGAUAAGUUAGAGUCCAUUCUAAGUACUGCCGUUCUCCUACCAACUGAAAUUGACGCCGUUGCCAAACCAUGUAAUUGUAACUGCCACAUAAACAAAAUGAAUGGUAUAAAAGAAAAGAUUUUGACGCCUGCAAGCCAAUAUGUGAGUAGUGUAAAGAAUGAGAGUGAUAUAAUAGCACCAAAAGAGAACCACUUAAAUAUGGGUACUCAAACGCUUAGCACUGGCGAAGUAGUGGUGACCAAGAUUUUUUUCAACGAAACGACUGAAUAGAGAUAAUCAGGUUGUGGAGUGCAUUUCAAUUGUGAUUUGAGGUAACUUUAGAUAAUGGGAACAAAGAAAAAAAAAGAGUAAGAUAAAGGUGAUUUUAUUGAAUCUAAAUUUAAGAUGAUUUUAUUUAUUAUUGUAACCAUUUGAGAGCAAUAAUUUUUAAAUUUAAACUAUUGACUGACAAUUUUAACUGUUUUGUCCAUUUUAUUAGCGUUUUAUUGUUCACUUUUUAUUAUCGAUUGUCCCUUUUUGUUGAUGUUAAUUGGUUUUAAAUUUUAAAAAAUGUAUUUGAGUCUCUAAUACACAGCUCUAAGAAAUUAACAAACCAGCACGUUGUACUGACAAGAAAUAAUUUAUGGUGCAUCAAUUUCUUGAAGCUGUUAUAUUUGCCUUUGUAGUAUAGAUUAUAAUUAGUAAAAAUAUAUGUUAUUUUAAUGCUCAAUAACUUAGGUAGGUUGCAACAAAAAUAUUUAAGAAAAUACACUCAAUGGCCUUAACUGAAACUAAGUGCAUUAGAAGAAAAUCUAAAUUAUUAGAUUGUAAGUCUUAAUAAAGGCUAGUUUUUUUAAUAAAGCUGGCUUGAAGCAAUCAAAAUAAGAAUACAUAGUUAUUUUUUAUAAUUAUGGCCUAAUUUAUUAAGCCUUAUUAAAAAAACUAGACUUUCUCUACUCUAAAACCUCAUAUUGCUAGUUUUUGUGGUCCUCUUUUUUUUAAUAAUUCUGGAACAAAAGACAGCACUGUGCCUUAACAAAUUCUUCUCAGGAACACAAAAGUUAGCAAAAUUUACAUUAGGUUAGCUAAUUCUAGUACGGUGGCCCAAAAAUAAUCUUGCAACAGUACUUACAUUGACUUGGGUCACUGGCUGUUGAAAAUAUUUUGAGACUAUUAUUUAGGUUUGUAACGAAACUUUUCUGUUGAAGACGAAGACCUUUCAUAAUUUCUAGCAAAUUAUUAAAUUUGUCGCCAUAUUUUAUUAUCAUAUUAAUACAUAAUGUUUUUUUUCUAACCGUGAUAUGUGGUCUAUAUAAUUAAUUAUUAAUAACAAAUUAUUGUCAAUACAAAACUUAUUAAUUUAUAUUAUAUUUAUUAGGUCUUUGUGUCUUAAAAAAUAUUGUUUAAGACAACAGAAGGCCAUAACAAUUGUUAUGUAACUCUAUAUUAUAAGCAAUAUUUGUGUAUUGGUAAUAUACAUAUUAUGUUUGCUGGGAAAUGGGUUUUAAUGUUAUAUUUUGUUAAUAUUUUUUUCCAAAAUAAAAUUAUUAUUGAACUUCAA